This is a messenger RNA of Auanema sp. JU1783, 513 nucleotides long. The record is from the annotation of a GenBank genome assembly. NCBI's taxonomy places the organism in Eukaryota, Metazoa, Nematoda, Chromadorea, Rhabditida, Rhabditidae.
AUGUCUGAUCCUCGUCGUGUUUCGUUAUUUAACCGUUGGCAACAAAAACAGACAUCUGUUGUGACUGGUUUGGAGGGAAUUAGCGAGGAAGAAAUAAUUGAAUACAAAGAAGCUUUCCGACUAUUUGAUAAGGACGGAAACGGUUCCAUUUCGUCUAAAGAACUCGGCGUUGCUAUGAGAUCGCUGGGACAGAAUCCUACAGAACAAGAGCUGCUUGAUAUGGUCAACGAAGUGGACAUUGACGGCAGUGGAACUAUUGAUUUUCCAGAAUUUUGUCAAAUGAUGAAACGGAUGAACAAGGAAAAUGACAGCGAAAUGAUUCGCGAAGCUUUCCGUGUUUUUGAUCGAGAUGGAAAUGGCUAUAUAACGGCCGAAGAAUUUCGAUAUUUUAUGACACACAUGGGUGAACAGUACAGUGACCAAGAAGUCGAUGAGAUCAUCGCAGAAGUUGAUAUUGAUGGUGACGGACAGAUCGAUUACGAAGAAUUCGUCAAAAUGAUGACAAUGCCUUGA